This is a messenger RNA of Aspergillus uvarum CBS 121591, 1338 nucleotides long. RefSeq lists its product as uncharacterized. Bases 46 to 1296 code for a protein of 416 amino acids. The transcript has 3 exons. The record is from RefSeq and is a predicted model, not a curated record. NCBI's taxonomy places the organism in Eukaryota, Fungi, Ascomycota, Eurotiomycetes, Eurotiales, Aspergillaceae.
AUCUUGGCAUUUCUGGAAACGCUAUCCGCAAACUCUCCUCUUACGAUGACUUCGUCGGCUACAACGCCUGCUGACCACGUGACUACAUCACAGCGAUAUGGAUCACUCGAAGAAAAUACUAGCAUAGCAUAUGUCUCAGCGAUAUCUGGUAACAGCGAAUUAAUACGAAAACUCGCAGACCACGAGCAAAUGGUCUCGCAGGUCGCCCUUCAAUUCCGUGCCCAGCCAGAACUUAAUGAUCUCAUCGAUCAUGUAAAGAAGCUAUACAGUAUCAUCAAACCUUUCACUAGAAACUUGGGCACCCACACUUUUCUAUCAGGAGCAGAAACAUUCCCGAUGACAUCUAACUCGUCGAACUCGUUCAGGACAGCUAGGUCACAUCUUACAGGACCCAGCCAAUCAGAUACACUGGAGAAUUCUACAGCUUCGCUCCUUCCUUCACUGCGACCGUCCCCACCACGGCGGCGGACAAACGCUAGAAUAAGAGACGUUCAAUCCUGGACGAAUCUACCACGGCAGAUGCACUGCCGCGAUUCGGUGAAAGAUAUCAGACGAUUUCUCGGAUCCUUUGGCUCGACAAACCGCCACGAUCUAAAUUUGACUACACGUCUUUUCUUUGCCGUAGGUAGCCCCUAUGCUAUUCUUCAGCUUCGGGAUAUUUUUAAAGCCUUGAAGAGGAAUGAUGCAUUAUUACCUUUCUCAAAACCCAGCACCUUGAAGACUGCCGUGCAGGCCAUCGCACGGUCGGGAGAUCUGAAGUUGGUCGCGCGAUUGCAAAACAGAAUAAGUCGAUUCUAUCUGGUUAACAUAUAUGAACGGAGAGCGAGAAGGUUAUAUGCCAAUAACCAGCGUCCCCGAAGUUUUGCAGACUCAGAAGUAUUGUCGGCUAUUAUCAUUGAAAACCAGCCUGACCUUGAAAGCGAUAACGAAGAGCUCCAAAAUCAGAUGAAAACGCUCCGAAACCUUCUAUAUUCCUCUAGAAACUGGUAUCGUUUGGCUAGUCGUUUUGGGGUCGGUAUUCUACUAUUAGUACCAUGGGGCGGUGAAUUCGACAUUUAUGAUUCUCACAUUCAGAAGAUCUCACAACUUGAAUUUGAUGGGUUUGUCAAUUUACUGGAUGAGAAGCGAGGCGUUUUUCUGAGGAGAUGUAGUAGAAGUGGAAUUCAACGUUUUCGAAUGCUCUCUAACUUUGAGACAAUUUGCCCGACUAAGCUGGAGGAAAUUGCAACAACUGAGGCUAUUACUGAGAAGCAUUUCGAUUCGGAUGGACUGCUGGAUUUAUUGAGACCUGUGUGACUAUUUUGCCGGAAUUAGGUAACAAUGAAAUCCGAAUAUGGC